AAUGCUUUUCCUGAAUUCCUAAAUCAAGUUUGUUGACAUCGGCAACCAGUAACGGAACGAUAGAGAUUAGUACUAAAAUUAAUUGAACACACUAAUUCAAACAAGAUGAGCCAGCGGCCCCCAACUAGUCUCAAUAGACCAAUCACUAGUAGACCAAUUGGCACAGCCAUGGGUCGACAGCCUGGAACAGCAACACGUUUAACCACAGCAAAGAAUCCUACCACGGCAAGGCCAGGAAGUAGAGGAGGCCAAGUAGUGGGUGGAAUAGCUCUGAAUGCACAGGUGAAUGUUGUAGAUCGGCCCACAACCCAACAAGGCUUGGGAGGGAUGAAGACAGCAGCUAGAGGUGGACGACAAGUUCAAGAUAAAAGCUAUUACCUUGGUCUUGUGAGGAGUAAGAUUAAUGAGCUACAUGCAGAGAACACAAAGCUAAACAAUGAAAUUCAAAAUGCCAGUGAAGAAAAUUCCAGUUUUCUUUCCUAUGAAAAAAGGGCUGAAGGGCUUGCCUCUGAGAUUCGUGACUUACAAGGAGAGCUUGGUGACUACAACACUCUGGUUGAUAAACUAACCACAGAUGAAGAUAUUCAAGAUGUUGAGUUUGAUUGUGAAAAUUUGAGAACAGAAAAUGACAGAAAUGCUAAAAGGAUGGAGGAUGGCUUUGAAAUAAAGAAACAGCGCGAGGACCAGAUCCAGAUGUUGGAGACUGAGUUAGAUCAGGAGAAAAGAAUGGCAGACAACCUGGUUAAUGAUAUGGAGUCUGGUGAGAGACAGCGCUACAUGCAGCUGAAACACCUGAAUGAACACCUGUUGAAACAGCUGGAGAAUGGUCAGCAGGAACUGGACAUGCUCAACUCCAAGAUAGAGAACCUACAAGAGGAACUCUCUUUGUCUCAAGUCAAACAAGAUGCAGUACGCCUGUAUGAUCAGAUCCAUGAGCUGGAGGUAAAGAGAGAUGCUUUGAUAGAGGAGGCAAAGACAAGAGGCUCUCCAGCUGAGGAGAGAGAAAAACUCCUGAAACAGGUCAAGGAAGACAAUCAGGAAAUAGCUAGCAUGGAGAGACAAACAAGAGAGAUCCAAGAGAAGAUUGACCAGAUGCAGGAAGACAUCCAGCAGUUAGACCAGGACAUUGAGGAGAACCAGGGUGAAAGGAACCAGAAAUACAAGGAACUUAAAAAAAGAGAAGAGAGUAUGGAUGACUUUUUGAACACCUUUGAUGGUAACAAAUCUGAAGAAAUGAUGAAAAUCUCCCAGCUGGAACGAGCUGUUGUUACCUUGUUGGAGAAUAUGAGUAGGAACAUGGGACGAUUUACCCACCUUCCCACCCCUAAAGAGCUGAUGUCCUUGAAAGCUGACCUCCAGUUUAAGGAAGAUGAGAGGCAAAAAUCUGAAAGGACAACAAUUGGGCUGGCAUCAGAGCGUGAGAAGCUGCAGCAUGACCUCCAGAAGAUGGAACAGUUUGAAGAAAAGCUCAACGAAGAGCUGGUGGUGCUGAGAGAGAAGGUAGUGGAGAUGGAGAAGUCACUUGAUGUUUACUCCGACCUGGACAAACUCAAAGUUGAUUCAGAGGCUAAAAAACAGAAACUGUUGGAAGACAGGACGAUUCUCCUGAAGCGUCGAGACAACUUUAAGAAAAUGAUCCAGUCCUUGACUGUACGUUACGAGGGACUGAAAUCACAGCUGAAUGAAAAUGAAACUUACUCACAGCUGAUUAAUCUGGAGAAGAAAUGGCAGCACCAUGAACAGAACAACUUUUCCAUGCAGGAAUUCAUUUCUCAGCGGACAAAAGAUUGUGACUUUGGUAAAAUCACCAAACAGGUUUAUCGAGUCAUGGAUGAGCUGAACGCAUCCCUUCAGAGCCACCUUGUAACCCGCAAGACUUACUAGAUCUCAAACGGCUAAAUGUUCUAGAUUUUUCUUCACGAAUUUUGACCAUCACUCAACAUUCCCCACUUAUUCAAAGAUAUUUAUGUGGUGACAAUGUACAACACUGUCCAAUCUCAUGUCACAUAUUGUAAAGUGUUGUUUUUAAACUAAACAAAGGUGUUGAAUGUUUAGCUUACACUGUGUACAUACAUUUCCCAUCACCUUCACAUGAUUGUUGUAAAAAAAAAAUAGAGUUGCUAUGUGUCUGGACACGUAUCCGUCCAUUCUUAUCUGUGAUACCAAAUAGAAAAAAUUCACAUCACUUCUUCUGAUGUAUUUAUUGUUCAAAUUUUGUUUCACGUAAAUAAAUUGUCAUUUGAUGAA
Messenger RNA from Physella acuta, 2247 nucleotides. Its product is annotated as intraflagellar transport protein 74 homolog. Gene Ontology annotation, biological process: intraciliary transport involved in cilium assembly; cilium assembly. Gene Ontology annotation, molecular function: beta-tubulin binding. NCBI's taxonomy places the organism in Eukaryota, Metazoa, Mollusca, Gastropoda, Physidae. The record is from RefSeq and is a predicted model, not a curated record. Gene Ontology annotation, cellular component: cilium; intraciliary transport particle B.